Molecule: messenger RNA, 4096 nt
Organism: Rhipicephalus microplus (southern cattle tick)
Lineage: Eukaryota; Metazoa; Arthropoda; Arachnida; Ixodida; Ixodidae
Product: monocarboxylate transporter 12
Biological process (GO): monocarboxylic acid transport; transmembrane transport
Molecular function (GO): monocarboxylic acid transmembrane transporter activity
Source: RefSeq, a predicted model, not a curated record
CAGCGAAGGUGUGCGUCGCUUGUGUUGUCUCUUUUUAGUUUUUCUUCGUUGUGAUUUCCCUCAGUUUCUGUUUGAAAACGACGCCACGAAACUUUUGUCGUCUUCAUGAUCAGCUGAGAGACGAAGUAUGAGAUUUGAUGGGAUCAGUGGCAGAUCAGAGAGACUGCCGGAGCAGCACGUCAGGACGGCCAACCACCUACGCCUGAGUAACAAGUCAUACGCUCUGCAACGCCCCAUGGCAAAACUGGUCCUCUUGCAGCAGCUCGGUAUAUCAGUGCCUGAAAUCUACAGCAGCAAGAACCUAGAGCACACACUAGUCACCUCCUCAUCAUCCGCCCCGUGCACGCAACCCAAACUCGAACCCUCCCAGUGUAGUGCAGAGACCACCCUGGGUAGUGAGUGCAAAACCCACCUGACACCCGUGUCCCCCAUUGUAACAACACUCUUGUUGUCCCCGUGUGUUGCACCAGCAUGUCUGUGGACGAAGAGUCCAAGUCUCAGGUGCCUUCUGGUCAGCAGCUGCUAGGCCAGCGGUGUUCGGUGCAGUCUUCAUCUUCCUCAUCCUCCUCGUCGACGAGCGAUGGUCGCUGCCGCCGAGCCACGCCGCCCGACGGUGGCUGGGGCUGGGUGGUCGUGUUUGCAUCCUUCAUGAUCAACCUGAUCGCCGACGGCGUCUCUAUGUCCUUUGGCAUCCUCUUUGUCGACCUCAUUGACUACUUCGAGCAGAGCAAGGGCAAGACAGCAUGGGUCGGCUCUCUUUACCUGAGCAUGCCGCUUCUCACGGGCCCCAUUGCGUCGUCACUGACGGACCGAUACGGUUGCCGGCGUGUCUGCAUCGUGGGCUCGCUUCUGGCUGCCGGUGGCUUUGUGGCCUCCUACAUUGGCACAUCUCUCGAGUUUCUUUUCCUCACAUUCAGCGUGUCUGGCUUCGGCCUAGCCCUCUGCUACGUGACGUCCAUUGUGAGCGUUGCCUACUACUUCGAGAGGCGACGGUCUUUGGCCACGGGACUGGCCGUCUGCGGCACGGGCAUUGGGACGUUUGUAUUUGCUCCGCUGACCAUCCGCCUGCUGGAAACGUUUGCCUGGCAGGGAACGCUGCUCAUUCUGGCUGGCUUCUUUCUCAACAUGGUCAUUUCUGGUGCCCUGAUGCGAGACCUUGAUCUCUUUGGCGACGACGAGGAGGACGAAAACGUUGAGGACACCCAUGAGAAGAGGACCUUGCCAUCUGCCGGGGGGAGCGAGCAGAGGCUUUGCAGCUCGCUCAUUCAGCUUCCGACAUACAUCACAGACCAGCGUGGUGCGCCCCUGGACGUGCUCUCUGAAAACUACAACAAAGAGAAGGGCCACCUGAACACGCUUCUGGAACAGUACCCCAACAUCUGGAACACCAUCGACCCCAGUUCGACAAUCAAGAGCAUGCCGCCCAACUUUGUGCUUCCGGCAUCGAAAUCCAGCGCUGCCGCCGGCCCCGCGGCAGUGGGGGGCCGUGACGUGCCUAACGGCUGGGGCGAGCGCCGUCUGCAGCAGCGGGCCGACUCGGCGUGCCUGCGCAACAUGCGGCUUCAGCGGGGCAGCCUCACAUACCGCGGUGCGAUGCUCAACAUACGCCGCUACCGGCUGCGAGCUUCCAGCUGCCCCGACAUAUACCGCAACAGCAUGUUGACCAUCAGCGGAGAGGACAAGACGUGCCAGUGGCUGAGCGAUUUAAAAGAGGUGCUGCUCGACUCCAUGGACGUGAGGCUGUUCCUCAACGGCCGCUACACGCUGCUGUGCAUCUCUAACUUCCUGCUCAACGCAUGCGUUGACAACCCCUACAUGUACCUGCCCGACAGCGCCAUCCAGCUGGGUGUCGACAAGGACCGGGCGUCCUUCCUCAUCUCCUUCAUUGGCAUCCUUAACACCUUUGGCGUGGUGAUAGUGGGCUACCUGGGCGACAAGUCGUGGCUGGAGCCCACACUGCUUUACAGCCUGCUCACGGCCAUCAGUGGAGCGGCUAUUGCAGUGCUGCCCAUGGUGAGCAGCUACACAGCCCUGUCCCUGCUGAGCUCGGUGUACGGCUUUGCCAUCUCGGCCAACUACACGCUGGUGCCAAUCAUCCUGGUCAACCUCAUCUCGUUGGACAACUUCACGGGUGCUUAUGGCCUCCUCCUGCUCAUCCAGGGAGUGGCCGGUCUCAUGGGACCUCCCAUUGCCGGCUGGCUAUGUGACACGACCGGUGCAUACGACGCCACCUUCUACUUCAGUGGCCUGAGCAUUCUCGCAUCGGGCGUUCUAAUGCUGCCCGUGGCCAGCAGUUGGCGCUGCCAGAACCCAGCCUCCUACAACAACCGCGACGCCGACAGCACGUCCUCGUCUUCCGCCGCUGCCGCCACUACGUCCUCCUCCGCCGAGCCGCGUAAUCACGUCACUACGGUCCUCCUGCCGCAGAACAGCACCAACCCGGUCGCGACCAAGUUUACUGAAGAGGGAGCCCCGCACGAGACUGUGGCGCUAGUCAGCAACGGAAUCUGCGUGUGAGCUUUGCCCUCAGUCUUUCUUCCUCGAACACUUGGGAUCUGGAAGCACGGCACAUUUGAGCCGCAGUUGUUGGCUCAGACAGUCAAACUUUCUUUUGGAUUCAUCAACCUUACGCACUUCGUUUUCAAUCACAUUUUUUCUGGCCAACAAGUGCGAUGAUCAGACUGGCGCACCUUUAUGAGCAUUAUGUGGCAGCGUGUUUGUCACUGCAGGGUGCCAGGAAAGUACGUGGUUGCGUGCCGUGUCACGUUACAGCGACGCCUGAGAGUCCUCGCUCGGCCUAUUUUCUGUGGGAGCCGUAGGGGCCCAGUAUUUUGCAGCGAUCCAUUUUGAUUUUUUGUACUUUUUGCCCUAUUGUCAUUGGCCACAAAGCCACCGCACCUCUGUUAUCACCGGGAUCGGCCACUUGGCGCGAUGUUUGACGAACAGCGAGCAAAAUGGAUCGCUACGAAACACUCCUCCUGGCUGCCUAACCUCUUGAGAAUAAAAAACUGUUUGCCUUUCCGUUCAAACUUAUGCCGAAGCAACAAGUGAUUGGCCGGAAAUCUCUCAUUUACUAGACGUAAUCACUCGCUCAGUGGCCUUUUUUUUUCUGCAAGGAAGAAUUCCUUUUACAUCGUAAAAAAGGGGGGAUAUAAAAAGGGUGUCUUUUUGUCCCCAAUCAUCAAUUGUCACCUGGCCUGCUCGUGUGUUCCUUCCUUCAAAACUUGGUGCUUGCCACUUUCCAAUCAGGAACAGUGUGUCACGCCCAUAUCGUGGGUGUCAUUCGUCACCUGGAAGUAUUAGGGAUACAGCAGUAGUGCAAGGAAAGGCACACUAUAUAGAUGGCAAUUGUUGUUGUGGGAUGACAAAAAAAAAAAAACACCCCUUUUGGUCGCUUUUUAUUCGGGGUGUAACUGUGCUAGAUGGCCAGUAACAUCAAAUAAGUAAAGAUAGUAAGGUGUGAAAGCACCUUUCUUGCACAUUUAUGUGGUGUUUCGCUGUUUCGUUUAUCUUGCGCCAUUGGCUUGUAUUUUUCAAAACAGCUAAACUAUCUAAGAAUUACAUUGAAGUACACUCAAUUCUCGAUAUAGCGAACUUAGAUAUAACAAAAUAUGGGUUAUAGCAAAUGAAUGAAUACUCUUGCAAUAGCUAUAGUACUAGGAAUACACUUCUGUAAAUGAAUUUUUGGUUAUAACAAACUUUCUUCAGGUAAAAUGCUAUUUCGUUAUAGUGAGGUAUGAUUGGAAUGCAAAAAUUUUACCUACAUGAUCUGCACCUGUGUGCUCAUAUAACCAGAGUAUGCAGCAUAUAAUUGGUAAAACACUUUAGUAUUGCUUGAUUGCAAUACCAUCCGUUUUUUUACAAAGAAUAGUUAUACUGUGCCGUACUAAUUUUUAUUUUCAUGUAAAUAAUCACUGCAGUAAUGUGUUGCUUCUGUAGCCCAAUCAAUUCUGGCUCUUACACGGUUGAGUUGAACCUUGAUAUAGCAAUCACUGAUAUUUUUAAUCUUGAGGAGAAAGCUGAAAGUAGCUGUGUAUGGGCCUAAAAAAUCUUGUCAAGCCUCACACAGUUUCACAAAUGACUUAAUUGAUUGACA